AUGUCCGCCUUAGACAAAGCCACCCAGGGCCAGACGGGGGACGACACCUUCAAGUCGGAGAAACACGAUGCAGAACACAUCGAUCAUGCCGAUGAUAUUGAAAAGGCCGGCAUUGCAGACAACAUCGCCGAUGUCGCCACAAGUGUCGACAACAUUCCUAUCAGUUGGUUUGUGUGGCUGGUGGCCGCCACAGCGUCGAUGGCCGGUCUGCUCUUCGGCUAUGACACCGGUAUCAUUUCAGCGGCAUUGGUAUACCUGGGUGAUGAUCUCAACGGUCGACCAGUGACGAGCAAUGAGAAAGAAUUGAUCACCUCGCUCUGCUCGGGAGGUGCCUUUUUCGGCGCCAUCUUUGCAGGAAAUACGGCUGAUAGGCUCGGCCGCAAAAUGGCCAUCUACCUCGGCUGCGUCCUUUUCGUCAUUGGAGCCGUCCUCCAAGGCGCAGCAUACACCAUCGCCCAAAUGUCUGUCGGCCGUGUCGUCGUCGGUUUCGGUGUCGGAUCCGCAGCCAUGGUGUGCCCGCUAUACGUGGCUGAAAUUGCCCCAGCCAGAGCCCGUGGCAAGCUCAUCGGAUUAAACAACAUGUCGAUCACCGGAGGACAGGUCAUUGCCUACGCCCUUGGUGCCGCAUUCGCCAGUGUCCCCAGCGGCUGGCGGUAUAUGGUAGGGCUUGGAGCGUUGCCGGCCAUCAUCCUGUUCGCUCUUCUCCCAUUCUGUCCCGAAUCACCACGCCAUCUGGCGUACAACGGCAGGGAACAGGAAGCAUGGAACGUCCUGCAGAGAAUCUACAAGGGUGCCGACGAUUUCCAGAUCGAUGCGGUUCUGCUCAACAUCAAGGUUGCGUGCGAGCAGGCCCGUGAGAUUAAUGACAGUGGCAGCGGACUGUGGAAGAUCAAGCAGCUGCACAUCAUCCCUAGCAACCUUCGUGCUCUGAUCAGUGCAUGCGGUCUGAUGGUCAUUUCGCAAUUGUCCGGAUUCAACUGCUUGAUGUACUACAGCGGAACUCUUCUCAGCUCGAUCGGAUUCGGUAAUCCCGUGGCGGUGGGCUUGGUCAUCGCAGGACCCAACUUCAUCAUGACAUGGGUGAACAUGAUGAUCAUCGAUAAAAUCGGGCGCCGACGCCUUCUCCUCACCACGUCCUGGGGAAUGGCGGCGGGUAUGCUGGCCAUUGCAGUCGCUUUUGUCUGGAUUCCCUUCGACCGGGAAACAGGUGAAAUCGAGCCCAUGAGUAGCGUGACGCCCGCCGCGAUCGUGGUCAUAGUCUUUAUGAUCUUCUUCGUCGUCUUCUAUGGUGUGUCUGUGGGAAAUACAGCGUGGAUGAGCACGGAUUUCUUCCCGCUGGAAGUGCGUGCCAUGGGCACCAUGUGGCUGACUUGCUCCAACUGGGGAUCCAACGUCAUUAUCUCCAGCUGCUUCCUGUCCAUGAUGAAGUCCAUGACAGGCUCAGGAGCCUUCGGCUUCUUCGCCGCUAUCUGCGGUCUGGGAUGGAUCUGGAUCUUCUUCUUCUACCCCGAGGUCUCGGGUCUCGUGCUGGAGGAAAUCCAGGACGUCUUCGAGCAUGGCUUUGGUGUUCGGUAUGCGAAUAACUUGCGCAAAGAGCGCAAGCAUAUCAUCGAGGAACGGAUGAGGACUAUGGAGAAGCCCAUUCCUGUGGGACAUUAG
Messenger RNA from Penicillium argentinense, 1659 nucleotides. RefSeq lists its product as uncharacterized. Gene Ontology annotation, molecular function: myo-inositol:proton symporter activity. Gene Ontology annotation, cellular component: membrane. The transcript has 2 exons. The record is from RefSeq and is a predicted model, not a curated record. NCBI's taxonomy places the organism in Eukaryota, Fungi, Ascomycota, Eurotiomycetes, Eurotiales, Aspergillaceae. Bases 1 to 1659 code for a protein of 552 amino acids. Gene Ontology annotation, biological process: transmembrane transport.